Molecule: messenger RNA, 607 nt
Organism: Salvia hispanica
Lineage: Eukaryota; Viridiplantae; Streptophyta; Magnoliopsida; Lamiales; Lamiaceae
Product: universal stress protein PHOS32-like
Source: RefSeq, a predicted model, not a curated record
AACAGAAAUUUGGUGUGAUAAGAAAAUGACGAAAGACAAGACAAUCGGCGUGGCAAUAGAUUUCUCGAAGAGCAGCAAAGCGGCGCUGCAAUGGUCGAUCGAUCAUUUGGCUGAUAAAGGCGACACAUUCUACAUUCUCCACGUCAAGCCUCACUCCGCCGACGACUCCCAGAGCCAACUCUGGUCCCAAUCCGGUUCUCCUGUGAUGCCACUGGCGGAAUUUCGGGAGCCGGAGAGAAUGAAGAAGUACGACGUGAGCAUUGAUAUCGAAGUUCUAGACAUGCUGGACACUGCGGCCAGGCAGAAACAGAUAAAUGUGGUGGUGAAGCUGUAUUGGGGAGAUGCGCGAGAGAAGCUUUGUGAUGCUUGUGAAGAAUUCAAAUUGGAUUCCUUGGUAAUGGGUAGCAGGGGUCUCACCCUCAUCCAAAGGAUUAUUGUGGGCAGCGUCAGCAAUUAUGUCAUGGCAAAUGCAAAAUGUGCAGUUACCAUUGUCAAGAAUCCAUGAUUUUAAAAUUCUUCAACUAAAUAAACCUCCACUUUUACUUUCAAAAUGUACAUCCAACAUUGCCCACGAUUAUUGCUAUGUAUUGCAUUUAUUUUAGAUUCA